Messenger RNA from Manis javanica (Malayan pangolin), 4126 nucleotides. RefSeq names its product autophagy related 14 (gene ATG14). NCBI's taxonomy places the organism in Eukaryota, Metazoa, Chordata, Mammalia, Pholidota, Manidae. Gene Ontology annotation, biological process: autophagosome membrane docking; mitophagy; cellular response to starvation. Gene Ontology annotation, molecular function: phosphatidylinositol 3-kinase regulator activity; protein-membrane adaptor activity. The record is from RefSeq and is a predicted model, not a curated record. Gene Ontology annotation, cellular component: autophagosome; extrinsic component of omegasome membrane; phosphatidylinositol 3-kinase complex, class III.
UUGAAAACAAAAUCCCACGUGACUGGCUCUGCUCUCGGGCCAUCAUGGCGUCUCCCAGUGGGAAGGGAGCCUGGGCGCCGGAGGCUCCUGGCUGCGGGCCGCAGCCGCUCGCCCGAGACCUGGAGGAUUCGGUGGACGACGCGGAGGGACUGUACGUGGCGGUCGAGCGAUGUCCCUUGUGUAACACCACCCGCCGGCGGCUGACCUGCGCCAAGUGCGUCCAGAGCGGUGAUUUCGUCUACUUCGACGGCCGCGACCGGGAGAGGUUUAUAGACAAGAAGGAAAGAUUAAAUCAACUUAAGAGCAAACAAGAAGAAUUUCAAAAAGAAGUGUUAAAAGCUAUGGAAGGAAAACAGAUAACAGAUCAGUUGAGAUGGAAAAUAAUGUCCUGUAAGAUGAGGAUUGAACAGCUGAAACAAACAAUAUAUAAAGGAAAUGAAGAAAUGAAGAAAAAUUCUGAAGGCUUUCUCAAAACCAAGGAAAAGAAUCAGAAGCUUUACACUCGAGCACAACGGCAUCAAGAGAAAAAGGAGAAGAUUCAGAGGCACAAUCGCAGGCUUGGUGACCUGGUAGAAAAAAAAAACAUUGACCUAAGAAGUCAUUAUGAGCGUCUGGCAAAUCUUCGGCGAUCGCAUAUAUUAGAGCUCACCUCUGUCAUUUUUCCCAUUGAGGAAGUAAAGACUGGUGUGAGAGAUCCCGCUGAUGUUUCUUCAGAGAGUGACAGUGCCAUGACCUCCAGCACCGUGAGCAAGCUCGCAGAGGCCCGGAGGACGACUUACCUCUCGGGGAGAUGGGUCUGUGAUGAUCACAAUGGGGACACGAGCAUUAGCAUUACAGGGCCUUGGAUCAGCCUUCCCAACAAUGGGGACUACUCUGCCUACUACAGCUGGGUGGAGGAGAAGAAAACCACACAGGGGCCUGACAUGGAGCAUAAUAACCCUGCUUACACGAUCAGUGCUGCGUUGUGCUACGCGACUCAGCUGGUCAACAUCUUGUCUCAUAUACUGGACAUAAAUCUUCCCAAAAAACUUUGCAACAGUGAAUUUUGUGGGGAAAAUCUCAGCAGACAGAAAUUUACUCGAGCAGUGAAGAAACUGAAUGCAAAUAUUCUUUACUUAUGCUUUUCCCAGCAUGUAAACUUAGAUCAAUUACAACCACUGCAUACCCUCAGGAAUCUGAUGUACCUGGUCAGUCCGAACUCUGAACACCUAGGCAGGUCAGGCCCCUUUGAAGUGCGAGCAGACCUGGAGGAGUCCAUGGAGUUCGUGGAUCCCGGAGCUGCAGGAGAGUCAGACGAGAGUGGAGAUGAGCACAUAAGUGACGAGGAAACAGACCUGGGCACGGACUGGGAGAACUUGCCAAGCCCCCGGUUUUGUGAUAUCCCUUCCCAGCCCGUGGAAGUCUCCCAGAGCCAGAGCACUCAGGUGGCCCCGCCCAUCACGAGCAGCAGUGCGGGCGGGAUGAUCUCCUCCGCGGCAGCCUCCGUGACCUCCUGGUUCAAAGCUUACACUGGACACCGUUAACCAGCACGGGCCAAAACAGGCCAAGUCUUCAUCGGAAAAGUUCUGCUGUACUCUAGUAAACAGACUUUGUUUUUAGGUAAGAUGAGUGCCUGGAACAAAGAGAGGUUAAACUGUUGGUUUUUUUGAGGCAUUUCUGUCACAUGGCCAAUGGUGGUGCCUGACAUGCUUAUGAUAGAACCAGAGGGGUCAGAAGUCCAUCUACUCAGACCUGUGUUGGUAGAAGGACCAGUCACAUGGCCAGUUAUGUUGAGGCAGAAAUUCGUUUGGGCCCCCUCUGAUCACAGGUCGACUUAGGUCCUCAUGACAAUGAGACUGAUGCUGAGCACGUCAUGUUUGAGGCUGAAUCACGAGGAAGUGUUGAUAUUAGGACUCGAAAGAUAAAAACUGUUUUAAUAUGAGUUUGUUUAUGUACCAUCGUUUUUUGUGCAAAGAACCAGCAGGCAGUUUGAAAACUUGAUUUCUUUAUAAUUUGGUCAUAUUCAGUGUUUAGGUCGAGGCUUUUGGUUUUGCUGGGGACGGUUGGUGUUUUGUGGGGGCGGAGGGGCAGUUUAAAAUGACGUCACCUGUGCUGCUCGGCGCAGCUCCUCAGACAUUCCCAUUGGUCCUUCUCCCUGCACACCAAAGAAACUAAGGUCUUUUUUUUCUUUAGGGCCCACAUCUAUGAACAGAAGGAAUCAGCUGCAACAAUGUCCUAAAGGUUUUUAAAAUUAUUUUCUUGUAUUCUGAAGAGAAUAAGUUCAUUUUUACCUAUAUUACUGAAUUCCUACCAUCCACACUAUGUGCAUUUUGAAAUUAUUUUCUGAGUGCAAAGUAGGUCAUUGUGGUCGUUCUUUACAUAAGCUAAAUGCUUUCCUGGGCACAGCUUGAAAGCCACUUAAUUAAAUGGUGUCUGGUCACUCUUCCAGUAUCCCAAUUUCUUUCUAAGGGAUUUAGUAGGUGGCAGGCAUUUCCAGGGAAAACCACCCAUCUUGUUUGUUUCCUAGAGGUCUUUGUUCUAAGGAUACUACCUUUGCUCAGAAAUGCAGAGCAAAUCAUUACAGUUUUCUGUGCUUCUCUAUCCUGGGGAAAGCUCCCACAGCAAGAAUCUUCCCUCACCAAGAGGUCAUUUUCAGCUAAUACGUCUUCUCAUUCUCUUAGUGACAAUCUUAUAAGAAAAUUGUAAAGAGGCAUUGUGUACAAAUAUGUAAGUAGUUUUUAUUUUUAAUAACUUCAGAAAAAGUCCUGUGUAACAACUACAACAAAGAAAUCCUAUGAGAAAUUCCUAACAGGCAGCAUUACCUUAUCUUGUUAGUGUGAUUAGCAUGAUAGUACCUCAGAUAAAUCACUUGGCAGGUUUGCCCUGCUCUAGCUUCUUUCCUUAUUGUAAUUAUUAUAGUUGAUACUUUGCCUCCAAAUCUGAGGUGCUAUAUAGCUUUUGCUAUUCGCAUAUGUAGUAUUUGGUAGAGUCGCAGAAGAAAGGUGUUUAUGCCUACCCAGGAGCCCCAAAGCCCCUGACUCUCUUGAACUUCCCACUUAGGGAGCAAUCAGGCUGUGCUGGGGGGUGGGGGGGUGGCUCUUACCAGUGUCUGCUCUGUGAUGACUAGGCUUGCGCAGUUCCAUGCCAAUCUAGCUCAGGGAGAGUGGGUGGGGUAGGCCUUAGCAAGCAAACACCAGAGGACCUUAGGAGUUGUCUAGGCACUUCAGACCUCAAAAAGAAGAGCUUAGUCUCAAGAGUUGCCAGACUGGGACUGGGGACCUGCGGCAAGAGACGGACCUCAGUGGAGAGCUGCACCAGUGUCAUGGUUUUCCUCGAGUAAGCCUCUGUGAGGCCCUGACUGAAAGGAAGCUAAAGACCAGAAUCCAGACAUCACGAAGUCCUAGCUAGAGUAAUUUAACACACUUACAAGGAACUAUGGACAUUGAGGGACUGAUAAGGGUGUAUUUUGUUUAUGUCAACUAGAGGCACUUUACUUAGCAUUAAGUGAGCAAACCUAUUGGUGGUUUGGAACACUGACACACUGGCUUACACUGCUGAAAUGUUUUGGUUUCCAUUAUUCUGCACUGGAUCUACCCUGUAAAUAUUCUUAAAUAUACAUUUCAACCACUGAAUUUUCUACUCUCCUUGCUGCUCAUUAAAAUCUUUUAUGUAGGUGCCAGAACCAUAUGUAAACAGCUUUUUAAAAAACUGAAGCUGGUUAUUUUUUUUUAAACAAAAAGCCAUAGAACUUGGUCAUGAACUUGGUUUUCCAUAUUAAAAUGAUUUGUUGAAACAAGGUAAUACUAAUAAAGGCCCACAGGCACCAAAUAGGCUGCUUAAAAUGGUCUGUUAAAGACUUUUUUUUGUAAUGGAAUAUAACUAAGAAGUUUUGCACAUCUGUAAGUUAUGGGGAAAAACAGUAUGUCAGUGUUGGGUAUAGUGGAUAGGAUUCCUUUAAGGAUCUGUGUGUGGGUAAUUUGGGAAAGCGCAUUCUGUGGCAUACUAUUGUUAAAAGGAAUAAUGUUCUUUUUGCGAUGUGUGUUGCAGGAAUUUCCCAUUGUUCUUCCACCUCCAAACCAGUUUGAGUCAUACAAAUGUUUUCUAAAUUUUUAUUGUAUUAUUGCAAUAAAUCUUUAAUAAUACUUUG